Messenger RNA from Alternaria ventricosa, 438 nucleotides. RefSeq lists its product as uncharacterized. The record is from RefSeq and is a predicted model, not a curated record. The coding region runs from base 1 to 438 and encodes 145 amino acids. The transcript has 2 exons. NCBI's taxonomy places the organism in Eukaryota, Fungi, Ascomycota, Dothideomycetes, Pleosporales, Pleosporaceae.
AUGUUUCAGCGGACCGCAACACCCCUCCAGCAGGCUCUACGUAGUAUCCUGCUGGCCGACAUGGCCAUGAACAAGGCGGUGGGGCCAGAUGAGUGGAUGGAGGCGGCCAAUCAGUGGAGGGAGGAGAUUGCCUCUGGAAAGAAGGCGGAGAAGAAGCUUUGGGAGCGGAAGCGACCUCUUGCUGAGGACUUUUUCUACACAUCAUACCCACCCGAGCCCAAACCGCGAGACGCGCGAAAUGCGCUUCAGCAAAGGAAAGAAGAUGUAAAAAAUCUUCAAAGCGAGAUCGAGAAGAGAGCUGAGUUGGGCGACAUUGAUCAAGGUCCACUCCCCCGCGCACAGCCUAGACACGGCAACAGUGUGGACAGGUCACUCAGAAUGCGACUGACCAUGAAAGAAGAACGCCUGGUCAGGGAGAAGAAGACGGAACAGUCUUAA